AUGGAGAGCAAGAUUGGCACUAGUUCGGUGGCCCUAGAGGCGCUGCCCACCAGCAACCCGGUGACAACUCUGACGGCUCAAGACCUACAGGACAGUCUAGUGGAGCAGUCGCUCUCGGAGACGAUUCUCCUGCAAAACGUCACCUUUGAUGCCAAUCUCUUUGAUGGGCUCAACUUGGAGCUGGACGGGUGCGGUAACGUUGGUUCAGGAGCCAGCUCUGCCUCUUCUGCAGGCACCUCUGUCAUUCACCACAACAGCUCUGCCCACCAGCUAGGCACCACCAUUGAUCUUAGCAGCAUCAGCUCGGAUGCCAUUACUCAAAACUCUUUUGAGCAAAUGAACCUCCUCGAGACGCUUGAGUUGCAAAUCAUCAAGGAGGUUCAGCAGCAACAGCAACAGCAGCAGCAGCAGCAGCAGUCAGCAUCGCCGAGCAGUGGCGCUUUUCUCACCUCGUCCUCAGACCCUCUAGUCAGCUCAACGACGACCAUUUACACGUACGAAAAGGACCAGGACCAGCGACUGGCCGCAGACUCAACCGAUUUUAAAGCGGCGACCACUUCUUUUUCUGGCGUCUUCAGCAAGUCGCCACUGACAGUGGCCGUAAAAACUGAGCCAACCGAUGGACAGAUUAUCAAAAUUGGCUCUGCUGAAUCGGGAGCUCAUCAGCUUCUCACCGUCUCUGAGGGCGCACUUCAGCCGCAGCCUCAUCAGCAGUCGGUGAUACUGCAUCGAAGUGAUGUCUCCAACUGCACUACCUCGUCCAUCACCGAGCUGCGCAACUUGGCAGCCACCACCAGCAAUGGCAGCAUUUGCGGGGACAAGGCCAUCUACCUGCCCAUAUCGACGGCGGCACUUUCACUUGCCAACAUGAAGGUCGUCGGCCAGAAUGUGGUCGCCUUUAUCAGCGACCACCACCAGCAACAGCAGGAGCGAUCAGCACUGUCUACAGAGAAACAGUCAUCCACGGCGCUGGGGGCGGCUGGGACCGGACAGCAGCAGCAACAACAACAACAACAAACUCGGCUGAUAAUCAUUGAGGAGAAGAAGCAGUCGACAGGACAACUGACGUUGACGACCACCACUGCUUCGACGUCCACUUCCACUGCCACUCGGCCCAGUUCCAAGAGCGCUGCUGCCACUGCCGCUGCCAAAGAGUCAAAGGCAAAAGCGGACAACCAGAAGAACAGCAGCGCUGCUUUGGCGGCCACAGCAGCAAAGAGCAACAACAGCAGCAGCAGCAGCAACUCUGCAUCAUCUGUCAAGGAAGCAAAAG
Messenger RNA from Rhagoletis zephyria (snowberry fruit fly), 1273 nucleotides. The record is from RefSeq and is a predicted model, not a curated record. Lineage: Eukaryota; Metazoa; Arthropoda; Insecta; Diptera; Tephritidae.